GAUAUGCCAAGUGAUUGUGAUUCAGUAUAUGCACGUUUAUAUUGCUAUCGUCCCGGUUGGCUGUUGGAGAAAAACACACGCUAAUUGCUUGCACAGUUUGGUGCAAUUUUGUAUGUUUCUUUGAAAUGUUCGCUUUCAUGGCAAACUCGCAAUAUAUUGCAAAGGGCACGGAGGCAAGUGCCACCCGGUUCUGUACUGAAAAGGAUCUUCAGCAGACAACCGGAGAAGAACUCAAAAAGAGACAUAAGAUAUUUCAUUUCACUUCCUUGUCGUUAACGUCGUAACGGGAAUUUACCAGCGUUCAAUCGGGUGACUGACAUCAGAUAGAUACAGCUACUGACUCCUACUCAUCCCGCGUAGGCAGGUAGGUGACUAACAGCAGAUAGAAUCUUCUACCGGAUGCAAUCUAGAUGCGAUGGGAAGCGCUGAAACUCUUCUUGCGUGGAAUGUGUCGACAGAAAGAACUGGAAACGAGAAUGAUAUACUAGGAGUGGACGAUAGAUCCACAGCAGAGGUGAUACUGUCGAUACUGACAAUGGCUUUAAUCAUAGUCCUGAGCAUCGCUGGAAACAUACUUGUGUUGGCGGCAAUCGUUCGCGAAAACGUUCUUCACAGUAAAACGUCUGUAUUCAUUGCCAAUUUAGCCAUUGCAGAUCUUCUGAACGCUAUCCUGAACAUGACCACUAUUUUGGUCAGCUGUAUAUACGACAAGUGGAUAUUCGGUGAAAUCAUAUGUGGCAUUAUUGGAGCGUCGCUUGUUUUAGCUUGUUCGGCCAGCAUCAAUACAUUGGGAGCAAUAGCACUCGAUCGCUACUUCGCCAUCGUGUACCCUUUCCAGUACGCACAACGCAUGUCGACCUGCCGCAUAGUGGCUCUUCUGGUCUGGAUCUGGACGCAGUCUUUGUUCUUCAGUGUCAUGCCAGUAUUGGGCUGGUCAGAGUUCGUGUACAUCGAAUCGGAAUAUCUCUGCUCUGCUGAUUGGUCUACAGAUAUGUCAUAUACAAUCACCAUUGUCGUUGUAAACUUGGCACCCCCGAUAUCCUUGAUGACCUACUCCUACAGGCACAUACUUAGGAUCGCGUCAGCGCACCGGAAGCAGAUGAGGACACAGCAUAGCGUAAAAGAACAAAAAGAAAGUGUGCCUCGGAGCAGGAAUCGCAAGACAGUAGAGGCUUUCGUCCAACGAGCCAAACAAAUGCGACAGGACACCAAGGCUGCUACCACUCUGCUUAUCGUCAUGGGCAUCUUUCUCAUCUGUUGGCUCCCGCAUACCAUUACGAUGCUUUGCUUCGCUUUCCCGUCGUGCACCGCUAUUCCCCAAGGGAUCUACGUCCUGUCGACCUGGUUUGCUAUGUUGAAUUCUGCCUGCAACCCUUUCAUCUACUGUAUAACGAAUAAUCAGUUCAGGCAAGCGUUCAAGCGGACUCUUGAGCACAUCAUGCCGCUAUCGUGCAGGAGAAGAACGGCUCGGCGUGUGGAGCCCGACUCGGCCUUUGGAUCAGUAUCGGCACCUGAUACAACUUCAGAUCCACGCAUCUUCAUAUCUACCCAUGAUUUUAGUCAUACUGUAACUGAUCCCACACCCAAUACGAACAGAGCAGAUUUGUCCGUGGAUGAUAACAAUAGCGAGUUUUCGCUUCCACAACGCACUACGGAGUCAAGAACAUAGAAAAUGUAUUGUCAAAUGCCCUUCAUGACAAUGAAUAACAAAGAAGACUUUUAUCGAAAAUUGGUGAAUUGAAACAGCAGUUUCGUCUUGGACUCUAGCCAAACAACAUUAUAUUGUUCGUCCGCUCCGAAACUUAAGACAAAAUUGCUGUUCCGGUUCACCAAUUUUCGACAAAGACCUUCCAGUUGUUCUUUGUCGUUUGACGGGCAUUUUCAAUACAAUUACUUUUUUUUUAAUACGUUCCAUUGCUGUUGCGAAAAUCCCUAUUAUCCAUCACCAUACACCACGACCUCUGACAGAUCCAUAGAGGAAGUAUAAACUAAUGACCUUGAAUUCGAGGUGUCGGUGAACUUAAGAAUCCUAAUAAGAGUUCCUUUCCACUUUGAUUAGUCAUUUCUGCAGAAAAAAAAUCUUACAUGUCUUGCACAGAAAUGGUCGAUAAGGGAUCAUCAAGAAAUACUCGAGCUUCUACCAUACUAUAUUUUUCAGUUGGUGAGCUACUAUCCACUCUUGUGAACUGUCUCAGACAAGCCAGUAAGAUUCGGACUUUUUGGAAACUCGCUUUUGAAAUGUCAUUAAUGUAAAAAAAAAAAAAAUUAACCCUCACCAAUUUUUUAUGAGAUUUUGCUCAAGUAACAGAAGUAGAGGGAAAGUAACUGUACAUGAUAUCAAGCUUUAAAAAAUGAAAAGAGACGCAGGAGAACAGACCGUAAUAACGCUGAAAAUGUCAUUGAAAUUAUAGAGACCUGUGUUAAAGGGAAGUGCUGUAAUUAAAGUUAGAAGACCAUUUAACAAUGCUUAAAGUUGAAAGAUGCACAAUUUCGGUGAACAAGGCAGGUUGGUAGAGGUUUGAUUGAUGAGGGGAGCUUAAAAGGUAAAAUGAGUAAUAGGGAUUUCAGGGGGUAUGCACUCACUUAAAAAAUUGCGUGUUCGAUCUGAAUAAUGAAUCAGAAAUAUAAUUUUUGUUAACAUUGGAACAAGCGGAAAUUUGAAGCUGUAAUCUACUGCUUGUCAGACACUGACCCAUAGGCUACCUCGGCCGAUGUCACACUCACAGUAGGGAUUUUGCGCUCUACGAUGCAGGACGGAUUCAGGAACAUAGAAUAUAUAUUGUCAAAUGCAGGGGCGGAUCCAGGAUUUUCCAAAAGGGGGGGGGGCACAUUUUUUUGAGGAAAAUUUUGACGAGCCAAAAAAAAGGUUUUAAACCACAAAUGAAGGAUAUUUCGUACCCCCAAAAUUUGACAAGCAAAAAAAAAGAGAAAAAAAGGUCUUCAAUUUCAAAAGAGGGGGCACACCUCUGUUUUAAUGGCAUUUUUACAUUACACAUUUUAAUUUUGCUUCUCAAAGGGGGGGGGGGGGCACGUGCCCCCUGUGAUGCUCUUCGUGACAAUGAACAACCAAGAAGUCUUAAUAAAACAUUGGUGAAUCAAAACAUCAGUUUCGUCCCGGACUCUGAACACACGAAAGAAUUACGUUUUUUCGUCAGCUUGAAUUAUAGGACGAAACUGCUGUUUCCGGAUCACCAUUUUCCGACAAGGAUUUGUUAGCUUUCUUUGUCAUUUGACGGGGAUUUUCAAUUCAUUUACUAUGUUCUUGAACUCCCUGAAGACAAAGGAACAAAUACCUUACCUCCUCUGAUUUUACUCUGACUCGCAUUCGUCAGUCUGCCACAACAGGUUACUGGUUGAGGGAUGCGCUCUAAAUGUCAAGGAUUUGAAAUAAAUCUAGAUCUGCUGUGAACAGUUGAGCCUUAUAAUGGAUUGGAUUUGUUUUGAAUCCCAUAACGGAUUAACUUUUAACUCUCGAAACAUUUAAAGUAAAAUCUAUAAGCUUUAAUGUUUAAAUCUAAUAUUUGGUUUGUCACCAUUCACAGUCAAUCUGGUGAUUGUUUCAACAAGCAAAUCGUAAUGUUACGCACACCUUAAAAGCAUGUCUGGAACAUUUUCUUGGGUGCUAAGCGAACUACAUAUAGUCAGGUCCAGAUUUGAGAAAAGUAGACUGCCUUAAGCAAAUCGUGUUAAUGCUGAAUUGAGAAGUGUUUUAUCACAAUUUGAGGGCGCUGAGUCCAAAUAUGCUGUUUGCCAACCUUUAUUUUGAUGUUAAAAUCCUCAAAUUGGCAAAAACAAUAUGGCCGCCAUUCUACACCCUUUUUUGCUCUAUUUUGAACCCAAAAAAUUUGUUUUUGGUACUAUUUGAUAUCAGGAAUAACAUACUAAAAAAUCGACCAAAAUCCGCAUCCGGGAAAGUGGUUAUUUUUAAGAUCAUGGCGUCUAAGAUGGCCGCCAUUCACUGAAAAUUAGCAUAACCGACUCUUUAUCUACCCUAGACAUCGCUUUCGGUGCAUACAUGUAUUCAAUGGUGUAGGGGGUAAAAGGAAAGAGUGAACAUAAGCACUACAGGGUACCUGAAAAUCCAAGAUUGCGUAAAAAUUGCUGCCAUGGCCUAAAAAUUCACAAUAAUAUAUUACCUACUUUAGUAUCUUUUACUUUGGUUUUAUUCAUUGGUGAUUUCAAGGGUCAAGUAGAAAGCUGGGACAAGUUACAAGGACAGUCAACGAUCCACUAUGUCCAAAAAUCCAAGAUGGCUUUCAAAAUUGGAGUCUAAAAUAGUUAUUGU
This is a messenger RNA of Lytechinus pictus (painted urchin), 4285 nucleotides long. RefSeq names its product D(2) dopamine receptor-like. Gene Ontology annotation, molecular function: G protein-coupled receptor activity. Lineage: Eukaryota; Metazoa; Echinodermata; Echinoidea; Temnopleuroida; Toxopneustidae. The coding region runs from base 416 to 1669 and encodes 417 amino acids. The record is from RefSeq and is a predicted model, not a curated record. Gene Ontology annotation, biological process: G protein-coupled receptor signaling pathway. The transcript is spliced from 2 exons. Gene Ontology annotation, cellular component: membrane.